Malaya genurostris is the source of this 3887-nucleotide messenger RNA. RefSeq names its product rabankyrin-5. The record is from RefSeq and is a predicted model, not a curated record. Gene Ontology annotation, molecular function: metal ion binding; protein binding. The coding region runs from base 191 to 3601 and encodes 1136 amino acids. NCBI's taxonomy places the organism in Eukaryota, Metazoa, Arthropoda, Insecta, Diptera, Culicidae. The transcript is spliced from 7 exons.
GAAGUUUGACAGCAGAGAAAUUUUCUUUCGAAUUCGUCCGCCUGUCGGAAGUGUUUACAUCGUUUAUAAGCAAAAAGCAAGUGAUUGAGCUAGAAAGUUAUGUUUUUCUUGUGAUUCGGGUGUUUUAUUUGGAUUUACAACUUGUGUAGUAGUAUUCACUAAUAAUUACAGAAAACAAUAUCGUUCAAGCAUGGGAACCAGUAACAAUGACUCAGUAAAACUAGAGAAACAUCUAAAGCUGCUCAAAGAGGAAUACACCAAGUUACAGAAAAAUUAUGCCGAAUUGGAGAGAAAGUAUAGUAAGGCGGCUGCAUCGAACGAUGACCACGACCUGGGCGAAUUCAGUAGCUUUGUUUCCCGUCUUGUUAUGACCGUCGCAACUCUGUAUGGACGUAAAACUUACUCGGAUAUAACGGUCAAGCUGAAGGACAAAACCAUGCCAGCACAUAAGUUUGUAUUGAAUGCACGCAGCGAAGAAUGGCGCGAAGAAGUCAUAGCCGACAAGGCAGAACUAGACUGGUCCGAUCUGGAUGCCGAUGUGGGCUAUGCGCUGCUUCGUUGGAUCUACACCGAUGUUGUAGAUCUACAGCACGAUUCGUUAGCUUUGGAUCUGCUGAAAACGUCCCAUCGGUUCAAGCUUCCCGGGUUGAUGGGUUUGUGCGAACGAGCUCUGGUUUCGUCGGUAUCGGUAAGAUCGUGCGUUAGAUUUUACUGUGUUGCUGAAGAAGUCGGAGCCGCCAAUCUACUCGAAUAUUGUUCCGGACUAAUAUCGACUCACUGGGAUGAUCUGACUCCUCAGGAUUUUGAGCAUAUGUCCGGUCCGCUGCUGUACAAAAUGCUCAAAAGCAAGACGAAGCACCCGCUGCAUGCCGCCGUCCGGUUACUACGCGAAGACGUUGUAUUCCUGUGCUUGGUAGAAAACGACGGUUCGUUAUCCGAAAUCGUUAACAGCCUUUCACCUCAAGGACAAUUACCGCUAGGUCUAGCCCUGAUGGGACGAAGCAAAGCGAUUGCGCAAACUCUUCUGGAAACUGGUGGAGCCGAUAUUAACGCCUUUACUUCAGAGGGAUGCACUCUCCUGAUCGACGCCAUCAAACGAGGGGACGGUUUCACAGCACAAUAUCUGCUAGACAAGGGCUGCAACGUGGAUUUGAUAACACGCGACACCUCCGACACGGCACUGCAUCUGGUUUGUGUAUAUUCGGAGAAAAGUGCGGAUCCGGAGACGUUCCGCGACAUGCUGGACAUUGGCCGACAAUUACUGAAACGACGAGCUGAUCCGAACGUACAGAAUACAAAAGGAUACACACCGCUACACAUUGCUAUCACCUCUCAGAAUGUGGACAUGAUCGAUGAACUCCUCAGUGACGGCGUGCUGAGCCUGGAUACCAACAUUCGUACGGUAGAGGAAAAAUGUGCCUUGCAAUUUGCUUUAAUGCCACCUCAUUCCGACGGACCACCGUUCGAUCUAGCACGUAGAUUACUGGAGAAAGGAGCGAGACCUAAUCCUAUUAGCUCCGACAAUGGCGACAGUUUGCUCCAUUCGUUGGCCAAACACAAGCUCGAGGAAGCAGCGGUGUUCCUGACGGAAUACGCGAAUUUGAACCACAUCAACAAAGCAGGACUAACGCCAUUACAUGUGGCCGCUAUGAACGAUUUGCCGAGUUUGGUAGGUGCUCUGUUGGAACAGGGAGCUUCACCCAAUCUGCAAUCGGGCGUGGCGGAACUGAAAACUGCCUUACAUUAUGCGGUUGAAUCGAACAGUGCAGAUGUGAUCAAUGCUUUUAUCAAUUAUAAAUUGGCCUCUGAAGAACAAGCGGAACAAGUGGAUUUCAAUUUGAAGAAUGCACUGGGAGAUUCGCCAUUGAGUUUAGCCCUUGACUUAGGCAACAAUGAUUUAGUUCCUUUGCUGAUAAAGGGUGGAGCCGAUGUUAAUGCCCGUAAUGGACAGGAUAUGACGCUGUUGCAUCAAGCGAUUCUCAAGGAGGAUUCAAACACAGCGGUUUUUCUUCUCAAUCAAGGUGCCGAUAUGAAUGCGUUGACAGCGGAUCAAGAAUCUCCUCUUCAACUGGCAAUCCAUUGUCGUUUGCCGGAUGUUGUUGAUGCUCUGUGCAGUCGUGGUGUGUCGUUUAGUGCUCCGGACAAUAAAGGGGAUUGUCCUCUCUGGUCUGCUCUGGAGUCGGAGCAGUUCGAGAUUGCUUCGGUGCUUGUGCGGCACGGUGUCGAUACGGAUUGUUGGGGUCCAGGUCCCGAGGGGUGCCUACAGACUCUGCUACAUCGUGCUAUCGACGAAAACAAAGAACAAGCUGCUCAAUUUCUCAUACGAAGUGGUUGUGAUUUGGAUUCACCGCGACAACCGGGAGCGCAAGGCCAGGGAGGGGACGAAGCUAAAGAUAAAGCUUCUCCAUUGCAUUUAUGCUGCCAGUGGGGACUGCGAAACGUGCUUCACACCCUAAUCGACCACGGAGCCAACGUCAAUGCCAUCGAUUGCGAUCUCAAAACACCGCUUCAUAUUGCGAUCGAAAAUCAACACGAGGAAAUCAUCGGAAUAUUGCUGUGCCACCCGGGAAUUGAUUUGAAAAUUCGCGACAAAUCCGGAAACACGCCGUUUGCUGCAGCGUUGCAAGUUAGAAACAACAAAGCUGCGCAAAAUAUCCUCGAGCGGCUGCCGAAUGCGGCGGAACAAAUGGACCAAAGAGGGCGAAACUUCCUUCAUUUGGCCAUAAUGAGAGAUGAUUUGGAAUCUGUUCUGUUUCUGCUUUCCAUCCACGUUGACGUGAAUUCCCGUGUUCACGAUGUUAACCAGACCACACCGUUACAUUUGGCCGCCGCAUCGGAAAAAGAAAUGCUCAUACGUAAUCUAAUUCUAGCGGGAGCUCGACUGAACGAUCGUGACGCCACACAAAAAACCGCUCUACAUAUAGCCUCCGAACGUGGCACGCUAGCGGCGGUAUCUGCUCUGCUCCAGAAUGGGGCUGAUUUUGAUGCCGUCGACGGGGACGGCAAUAACGCUCUGCACAUUGCUGUUCGGGAAGGUCACAUUUCGGUCGUGCGAGAGCUUCUCACUGAGUCCGAACUCAAUGCCGAAGCUGUCAACUUGAAAGGAAGAAAUCCUCUACACGAGUUAUGUCGCUGCGGUAAAGACAAUACAGCUGCGGGGAUCCUGGAAUUGUUUAUCGAAUGCAUGCCUAAAUACCCAAUUAAUGCACCGGAUUUGCAGGGUAACACUCCGCUGCUGCUGGCAUACAUGCGAGGACAGGCUCAGUUGUGUAGAAUUCUGGUGAAAAAUGGCGCUUGUCUUGGGGCAGAGAACAAGGAGGGCGUCAACAUUUUCAAUUUCAAAUUGGCCACCAAUCAGUUGCUGCAUCGGUUGCUAGAUGAACUGCCUCAGGAGUCACCUUGGGCUUCUUCUGAACUUUGCCAAGAAUGCGGUACGAAGUUUACCAUCACGAUGAGAAAGCAUCAUUGUCGCCACUGUGGCCGCAUUCUGUGUAGUCGAUGUUCCAACAAUGACGUUCCGAUAAUCAAGUUUGGUAUGAAUAAACCGGUUCGAGUGUGCUGCGUUUGCUUCGAAGUGUUCCAGAUUGGCAGCGGCGCGUAAGUUUUGUUUUUUUAGAUUUCGUCAACAUUUCAUACUACACUUUCUCACUUUGGGAAAUGUAGUGUUCAAAAACAUCUCAAUUCCUAAGACGUUUAUAGCAAACGACAUCCGAUUUCGACCGAACAAACCGAACAAUUCUAUAUUUCAAAGUGCGUUUUUUUAAACGCUGACGCUUUACAGUAAGCUUAUUGUAUGUAUGGAAACAUGUAUUCGAGUAUUUAGCAAGAAUGUCAAGAUAUUCACAAUAUAUUCAAUUAUUACAGAAAAAUACAAAACCAAACUUUAA